Messenger RNA from Scutellospora calospora, 141 nucleotides. Lineage: Eukaryota; Fungi; Glomeromycota; Glomeromycetes; Diversisporales; Gigasporaceae. The record is from the annotation of a GenBank genome assembly.
CUUACUAGAUUAGAAGCUUUAACAAAACUAGAUUUAACACUUAAAGAAGUAUUACUGAGAGAAGCUUUAUACAGAAAAGAAUCUGAAAAGAGGCUAAAACUUAGAAAAAUAUAUCUCAGAGAGUUCACAAAUAGAAAGUAG